Messenger RNA from Rhipicephalus microplus (southern cattle tick), 1745 nucleotides. Its product is annotated as charged multivesicular body protein 7. Gene Ontology annotation, cellular component: multivesicular body; ESCRT III complex; cytoplasmic side of plasma membrane. Lineage: Eukaryota; Metazoa; Arthropoda; Arachnida; Ixodida; Ixodidae. The record is from RefSeq and is a predicted model, not a curated record. Gene Ontology annotation, biological process: vesicle budding from membrane; late endosome to vacuole transport via multivesicular body sorting pathway.
CUUUGUGUCGCUGUCGUCGCGUGAACCAGGUGCGAAUUUGUUGUCGUUGGGCCUCUGUUGCGUGUUGCAAAAUCGUCUGUGCGUGCCGGAAUAGUCCAAGUUUCCUUCGUUGCGCAUGUUCGCCCGUUUUGAGUUCGUCUUUAAAUGACCGUUGGCAUCGGGAUCUCUCUGUCACAAGCCAGCCGAUGAGUGUCAUGGAAGGCAGCGACGGCAGCCCCUUUGUCCUGCCAGUGUGCUGGAAGGAUGAUGUGCGAAUGCGAGCGCUUUUCGCCGAGUUUCGCCCCAAGGAAUUGAAUCCGGAAGGAUGGCAGGACAAGAUGGACUUCUGGGUGUCACUCAUUCUCCAGUGGAGUCGCGAAACCAGAACGCCUGUGUUUUCGGCCAGCGACGUAGCUAUCGCCUUCGAACGUAAGCGGAGUCAGCCGGCGUGCCUGAGGACAGUACUGUCGCACAUGAAGAAAUCGGGGGAACUUGUAAACACCAAGGACUACUUCACCAGCGAAGGUUGGGUCAAGUGGGGCUUCGACACUCUGGUCAAGCGGCCACUAACGUGGAUGUGGACUUGGGGUUUGAGCAGUGGUGAGGCGGACACCGAAAUCGACGAGAUGCUCGUCAACGUCGACGUCCUGAGGCAGCUUCAGCAGGAAGUCAUGAGGCGCUGCGAUGACGAAAGGUUCGUGGAAGACGUCAUCCCCUACUCCGAAGUGUGGAAGGUGUGCGGGGGCAUCUGCAAAGACCAGAGAUCGUUCGCCUACGUGCUAAACGGGCUGGAAAAGUCGCGCUACGUGCGGCUCUUCCAAAAAGACGGCAAGAAAGUCGUGCAGUUUCUUCGUCACAACAACCAGCUGAGCGAGCAGGAGAAAGCGAUGCUCAAGCUCGAGAAGGCCAAGCAGGACUUGAAUCAGAAGGUCGACUUGCUGCAGGGCGACAUCGACCGUUGCACGCGCGAAGCGCUGGAGGCCAAGAAGCAGGGUCAGCAGAACAAGGCCCUGCACAUCAUGAAGAAGCGGCGCAGGGCGCAGCAGGUGCUGGACAAGCAGUUCGCCAUGCUGGACAACAUCCACUCCCUCGAGAUGAACAUCCACGAGAACAAGGACAUCCAGCUGAUCUACGACGGCUACAAGACAGCGGCACAGGCGCUCAAGGUGGCCCACGGAGGCCUGGAAGCGGACAACGUCGACGAUGUCGUUGCCGACAUCAACACGGCCCUGGAAGACCAGCAAGAGCUUCACAGGCUGAUGGGCAUGCCAGUGUCCACAGCAGAUGCCGAGGUUGACGAGCUGGAAGCCGAGCUGAACCAAAUAUUGAGGGAAGACUCAGCAGACAAGGAAGGACAUAAUGUCAGCGGGGUCUCAGUCAUAGAUGAGGAGGUGAAGUUCCCUGCAGUUCCAACCGAGGCACCUCACUCGCCGGUCAAACCAGGGCAAGCAACCCAGCGUGAUCCCCGAUUGGCUGCUCGAAGUGCCCAGUAAGAUGGCUUCUUGCCAGUUGUGCCUUACCUGUGGCAUUUUUAGGCUCACCUUGGUAGUGAGCUUUGUGCAUUGUUACACAGAAACUUUUGGGACUUUGGUGUUGCAGCUGUGUUCUUGUUAACAAUUUUAAUGUAUGCAUAGUGUGCGGCAGCUGUUCUCUUGUGAAUCCCUAAUUUCGAGGAUAUUCUAGCAGUGUAACAGCAUUUUGAUGCUGCCCUUUGUAUACUGAAAGCACUGUGGCACUUUUCGCAAUAAAUUAUGAUUCACCCUAGU